This is a messenger RNA of Salvia miltiorrhiza (redroot sage), 3532 nucleotides long. RefSeq lists its product as uncharacterized. Lineage: Eukaryota; Viridiplantae; Streptophyta; Magnoliopsida; Lamiales; Lamiaceae. The record is from RefSeq and is a predicted model, not a curated record. The transcript is spliced from 10 exons. Bases 352 to 3255 code for a protein of 967 amino acids.
AUAACAUAUUAUCCAUAUUUAAAUAAGAAAUCUGAACCCUAGAUAUUGAUUUUUAUAAAUUUAAAGUAGGAAACGAUUUUGUUAGGACAAUGAGAUUUUAAGUUAACCGAAUUACCCGGUUCGGUAGUUCCGUUGAUAUUUGAAACUCGUAUUUUGCGGUUCGUCGGAUAAGAUGGAUAAUAAUAAUACACAAAUGGAAACCAAAUAGGUUGUUCACAAAACCCUAACGCAACUCGGAAAAAAUUAUCCAUAAAAUCUCCUAAAUGCAAACCCGAAUGAUAACAAUCCUGAGCUGCAUCCCCAAGUAGUUGCUACGUUUCGCGGAGGCGUAUAUUUCAAAAGAAAUCGGAAAUGAACGCUGUGACCACGACGGCGUUCUGUCCGACGUCGUUUCAGCUUAAAUUCGCACUCGCUGGCCGGAAACCUAAGUUGGCGUUUGUGCAGACUCGCCUGCCGAAGAUCGAUCGCCGCAGCGUGGAACUCGCGUCAGUGGUUGUACGGAGUAGCGCGGUCAAUGGUAACGGCGUGGAGCGACGUAGUCCGGGCAAUUCAUCAUGGACGAACUUGAAUUCUGCGGCUGAUGAUUUCUCUGGCUGGGCGAACGGUGACGCUGAAAGACAUUCUGGUGAUCCUAAGCCGAAGAAAUCGGUUGUAGGGAUACUGGCAGCAGGAGCUGCUGGGAUAGUUCUGGUUGCUGGAAUCACAUUUGCUGCAUUUUCUAUGAGUAGAAGGAGUACUUCAAGAGUUGGAGAACAAAUGGAGCCAUUGACAACAGAACAAGAAGAGUCAUUGCUCUUUGAUGACAAACAGAAUCAAGUUGAGGGGGAUAAAAAUGGGAAGGAAGUUGAGAUGCUGGACAGCAAUACUGCGGAAAGCAUGACAGGUAAAGAUGGUGAUCCUCUUUCGAUUAACGAAAACACUGAAGCUAUAGAAAGUAGAGUUAGUGACGAUACUGGUUUGAGGCAGUCAUCUGAGGAAGGUGAAGGCUCUUUUCCUAUAGGAGUCAAAGAAUCGGCUAUUAGCAACAAUAUGGUUUCUCCUGAAGCCACUGACAAACAUCCUAUACAUGAUACUUAUGGAGAUUCCUCACCCAUGCAAAGCAUUCAAAGCAACAAUGAUACUAUAGCUUCUGAAAAUCCCAUUGAACCAAGAUUGGACAAACUUGCUGAUGCCAAUACAUUAGAAUCAUCUGAAUUUGUUGCUAAUUCAGAAAAUUCAUUCACUGACAAUCUGAACAGGGUGUCUAGCUUGAAUGAACAGUCCAACUUGUCACUUAACCCUUCUUCUGUUGAGUCUUCAAUUUCAAAUAUAUCAACCGAAUCAGAGCCCAAUGCAAUUAUUGGAACAAGCAUUACCCAAGAAGAGAUUUUGAAGUCUGGAGAUGUUCUUUCGACAGUGGAUGUUGCGUUAAGCAAGGAGCUCUUAACAAUAGAUAUCAUUUCAAGCAAAAUUGACGAGGUUUCUGUUAAUCAAAGUGUUGAAUCUUCGGUAGGGAAAACAUUAGAUGGAACUGUAUCGAUUGGGACACCUUUAUUACCAGAAGACUCCUAUCAAUCUGGAUAUCAAGAUCUUCAAAAUGAUCAAAAUGACAAUGUUAGCCAACCCCUUUUUGACUCUACAGUUCCUGGAAAUUAUUUCACUACAGCUGGCAUACCUGCUCCAUCUCUUGUCUCUGCAGCUCUGCAAUCCCCUCCCGGGAAGGUUUUGGUUCCUGCUGUUGUUGAUCAACUUCAAAGUCAAGCAUUUUCUGCUUUGCAAGUCUUGAAGGUGAUUGAAGAUGGUAUUCAACCUGGAGAUUUAUGUACACGACGGGAGUAUGCUCGUUGGCUAGUUCAAGCCAGCAGUGCUCUUUCCAGGAACACAACUUCCAAAGUCUAUCCUGCUAUGUACAUCGAAAAUGUUUCUGAACUUGCUUUUGAUGACAUUACACCUGAAGACCCUGAUUUCCCAUCCAUUCAAGGCUUGGCAGAGGCUGGACUUAUUGCCAGCAAGCUUUCAAGACGUGAUAUGCAAUCAUACGGCAAUGAAGACACCAGUCCUUUGUAUUUCUCUCCUGAAAGCUCCUUAUCUCGUCAAGAUCUUGUGAGUUGGAAGAUGGCCCUUGAAAAAAGGCAGCUACCAGCAGUUGACAAAAAGAUCUUGCAGCAGUUAACUGGAUUCAUAGAUAUUGAGAAGAUCAACCCUGAUGCAUGGCCUGCAGUGGUAGCUGACAUAACAGCUGGAGAUCAGGGUAUUAUAACUCUUGCAUUUGGAUAUACAAGACUUUUCCAGCCAGAAAAACCUGUGACAAAAGCACAGGCCGCAAUUGCCCUUUCAACUGGGGAUGCUUCUGCUAUUGUUAGCGAGGAACUUGCACGGAUUGAAGCUGAAACUAUGGCAGAGAAUGCUGUUUCUGCGCACAGUGCUCUAGUUGCUCAAGUUGAGAAGGAUCUAAAUGCGAGUUUUGAGAAGGAGCUUUCCCUGGAAAGGGAAAAGAUCAAUGCUAUUGAGAAAUUGGCUGAGGAAGCAAGAAGAGAAGUGGAGAAAUUGAGUGCCACAAGGGAGGAGGAAAGUCUUUCAUUAAUAAAGGAACGUGCUGCUGUUGAUUCAGAAAUGGAAAUUCUCUCUAGAAUUAGGCGAGAAGUGGAGGAACAGUUGCAGGCCCUUAUGAGCGAUAAAUUGGAGAUUUCAUAUGAGAAAGAAAGGCUGAAUAAACUCCGGAGAGAUGCAGAAACUGAGGGUCAGGUACUAACACGGUUACAAUAUGAGCUGGAAGUUGAGCGCAAAGCCUUAUCCAUGGCACGGGCCUGGGCUGAAGAUGAGGCGAAAAGGGCAAGGGUGCAAGCAAAGGCCCUGGAUGAGGCUAGAGACCGCUGGGAGCGACAAGGCAUAAAAGUUGUGGUCGACGAUGACCUACGUGAGGAAGCUGAAGCUGGAGAUACAUGGAUUGCUGCUGGAAAGCAGAUCCCUGUCGAAGAAUCCAUUGAGAGGUCCGAGAACCUCGUGGAAAAACUCAAGAAAAUGGCUGAUGAAGUUAGAGGGAAAAGCAAAGAUACAAUUACAAAAAUCAUUGAGAUGAUUGUUCUAUUCAUAUCCAAUUUGAAGAAAAAGGCAGGAGAGCUAAAAGAUGCUGCAAAAUCAAAGUGGGACAGUUCUUUACAAGGCGUGCAGCAUAACUCCACCGGAUUUACUUCAGCUGUUAAGGAAGGUGCGAAGCGCGUUGCUGGGGAUUGGAAAGAGGGAGUCGAGAGAUUGUCGCAGAAGUUCAAGGCAUGAUUUUCGCUGUCCCUUUCUGAACUUUUAACCUCUCAUUCUGGGCGUAUAUAUCGCCUGCCUUGAGAUCACUGCUUCUGUGAUUUGGUGCUUCUUUCCCACUUACAAAGUGGAUUUUUAACGAAGUAAACGCUAAGGGGAAUAAUGUUUAUCACCUAGUGAUAUUGAUGAAGGGAAUUGUAGAAAAUGCAAGAAAUUGUUGUAUAUGAUGGUGUACGUGAUCAUAUGCCAGUUUUGGUUGGAACAUUUCUAUUUAAUAAACUCGACCACCUUCAUAUCU